CACUUCAGGAGACUCAAAGAAACAAAAAGUUUGAUUGAUUUUUAUAAACAAUUUUGUACCUUGACAUAAAGAAUUAAAAAUCUACUAAUUUCUAUUUGAGAGACUCUCGACUGCCUAGAUAUUAGGAUAGAUUAACAAUCAUGGCCCGCCAAUUAAAUCCAACAUAUCAAAAGAUCUCAGAAAAACUGAUAAUUUUAAACGACAGAGGCACAGGAAUCUUAACUCGCAUUUAUAAUAUUAAAAAAGCUUGUGGAGAUGUCAAAUCGAAGCCAGGAUUUCUCUCCGACAAGGCGCUUGAAUCGUCUAUUAAAUUAAUUGUUAAGCGCUUUCCAAAUAUUGACACGAAGGGACUUACAGCUGUUACCAACAUCAAAGUGGACAUUAUAAAAUCGCUGUCACUUUAUUAUUAUACAUUUGUCGAUCUACUCGAUUUCAAAGACAAUGUUUGUGAAAUGUUAACUACAAUGGAUGCACUACAAAUGUAUCUCGAUAUCAGUGUCAAUCACGAAUUAACCAAAAAUUAUUUAGAGCUUGUCACAACUUAUGUGUCGUUAAUGAUUUUGCUUUCACGCGUUGAAGAUCGCAAAGCAGUUUUAGGUUUAUUUAACGCAGCAUUUGAAAUGCAGAACAAUGGAAGUGAUGAAAACUUCCCAAGAUUGGGUCAACUUAUUGUCGACUAUGAACAUCCAAUGCGAAAGCUUUCGGAAGAAUUUAUUCCACACCAAAAAUUGUUAUCAAGUGCAAUCAAGUCACUCGUUCAAAUUCAUCCCAUGCGUAAUGUGCCAGCAGAGAAAUGGCGUGAAAUGCAAAUUUUAACACUUGUUGGAAAUCAAGCUGCAUUAUUGAAACCAUCAAAAUCAGAUACAAUGUCUUGUGAGUACAUUUCGCUAGAAACAUUAGACCGUUGGAUAAUAUUUGGAUUAAUGUUAAACCAUCAAAUGCUUGGACAGUCGACUCAAGUUACAAAUAUGUGGAUUUCAUCUCUUGAAUCUUCAUGGGUGAUUGCUUUGUACAGAGAUGAAGUUAUUUACAUUCAUCAAUUUAUUCAGAAUGCUUUCGAAGGAUUAAAAGGUUUCAGUAAAAGAAUAUCAGAAGUUAAAGAUUGCUACAAUCAUUCAAUGCAAAAGGCGUCGUUAAUGCAUCGUGAACGAAGAAAGUUUCUUAGAACUGCUCUCAAAGAGUUGACAUUAAUUCUAACCGAUCAACCAGGCUUACUUGGCCCAAAAGUUCUUCUCGUUUUGAACGGUUUAUGCUAUGCUCGGGAUGAAAUAUUGUGGUUGCUUCGUCACAAUGAUAAUCCACCAAUCAGCUCGAAAGUCAAAGGAAAAUCAACAGAAGAUCUCAUCGAUCGUCAACUUCCUGAACUCUUAUUUCACAUGGAAGAACUUCGAGGAUUAGUUCGAAAGUAUAGUCAAGUGAUUCAAAGAUAUUACGUGCAAUAUCUUUCUGGAUACGAUGCUGUUGAAUUGAGCAUAAAAGUUCAACAUCUUCAAGUUUGUCCACAAGAAGAAAGUAUCAUAAUUUCUUCACUUUAUCAAACUAUAACAUCUCUGACUGUCAAGCAAGUUGAAAUGGGAGAAACUUUUGACUUUCGAGCUUUUCGUCUUGAUUGGUUCCGAUUACAAACCUUCAUGAGUGUUCCAAAAGCUGCUAUAAAACUUACUGAUCAUGUUGACUUGGCUCGUCUUUUCGACUCGAUGAGUUUUCACACACGAAUGAUUGAUAAUCUCGACGAAACACUCGUCGAAACUUCAGAUUUGUCACUCUUCUGCUUCUAUAGUAAAAUGUUGGAAGAUCAAUUUCACAUGUGUCUUGAAUUUCCAGCUCAGAAUCGUUACAUCAUCGCAUUUCCAUUAAUUUGCAGUCACUUUCAAAAUUGCACUCAUGAAAUGUGCCCAGAAGAGCGUCAUCAUAUACUUGAACGUUCGAUAUCAGUUGUUAACAUGUUUCUUGAUGAAAUGGCUAAAGAAGCUAAAAAUAUUAUAACGACAAUUUGCGACGAACAAUGCAUGAUGGCUGAUGCUUUACUACCAAAACAUUGUGCAAAAAUUUUAUCAGUUUCAACACAACGAAAAAAGAAAGAUAAAUUGAAGAAGCUUUCAGAUGAUGUUCGAAAACCUGGCGAUGAAAGUUUUCGAAAAACUCGAGAAGAACUCACAACAAUGGAUAAAUUACAUAUGGCAUUAACUGAAUUAUGUUUUGCAAUUAAUUAUUGUCCAACAGUUAAUGUUUGGGAUUAUGCUUUUGCACCACGUGAAUAUUUAUGUCAACAUUUAGAGACGCGCUUCUCACGAGCACUCGUAGGGAUGGUCAUGUACAAUGCAGAAACUAUGGAAAUUGCGAAGCCAUCGGAACUUCUCGCAUCAGUUCGCGCAUAUAUGAACGUGUUACAAACUGUUGAGCAUUAUGUCAAUAUUGAUAUGACAAGAAUCUUCAACAAUUGUCUUUUACAACAAACUCAAUCGAUUGACAGUCAAGGUGAGAAGACCAUUGCAGCUCAUUACAACUCUUGGUAUUCUGAUGUGUUGUUGAGGAAAGUGAGUGGAGGAAACAUUGUCUUCAGUAUGAAUCAACGAGCUUUCAUAUCUCUAACGCCUGAAGGUUUCAUUCCUUUCAAUCCCGAAGAGUUUUCUGACUUUAACGAACUCCGUUCAUUGGCUGAAUUAAUUGGGCCGUAUGGCAUACGGUUGAUCAAUGAACAGCUCAUGUGUCACAUCGCAAGUCAAGUGCAGGAAUUGAAACGAAUGGUUGGAAUGAACAAAGAAACUUUAAUCAUUUUGAGGAGUAAUUUUGAUAAACCAGAAGUUAUGAAAGAACAUUUCAAGAAACUUCAACAUGUUGACAAUGUCCUUCAAAGGAUGACAAUAAUUGGCGUCAUAUUAAGCUUUCGUCAACUGCUACAAGAAGCUCUUUUAGAUGUUCUUGAACAAAGAAUUCCAUUUCUUGUAAGUUCCAUGAAAGACUUUCAAAAGAACACCCCAGAUGGUUAUCCAGAAAUGUCAUCUGCUGCUGGAUUAACAUGUAAAGUUGAUCCGACACUGUUGAAAGCAUUGCGAGCUCAACAGUCAGAUGCUGAUAGUAGCGAGCAUUUAAGUGUUUUGCUUCUGAUGGUUUUUGUUGCUGUUUCUAUUCCAAAGUUAGCUAAAGAUGAUGAAUCUUUCUAUCGUGCUACUUACGAAGCUCACACAAACAACACUCAUUGCCUUGCUUUAGCCGUUAAUAGCGUCAUUGGAGCGUUGUUUACGAUUUGCGGACAAAAUGAUUUGGAAGAUCGAAUGGCAGAGUUUUUGGCAUUAGCAAGUUCGUCUCUGUUGCGUCUUGGACAAGAAACUGAAAAAGAUAAUGUCAAAAAUCGUGAAUCAAUUUAUUUGUUGCUUCAUCAAAUCGUGCAAGAAUCGCCAUUUCUGACAAUGGAUCUUCUUGAAUCUUGCUUCCCUUAUGCCCUUAUCCGCAAUGCAUUUCAUGCUGUUUAUAAACAAGAACAGUCAGGAAUAUAAAUGGAAAAGCUUUUGAAACUGCACGGGGAGAAGAAAUCUCAUUUUUCAGUAACAAAGUUUGAUAUUUAAGUUUGCUUAUUAUUAAACCAUAUAUGUAUGUAGGUGUAAAUUUUCCACCACAAAAAUCUCAGUUUUUACAUAAGAAUUAUUAGAUUAAAUUACAAAUCAAAGGAAAUGUCAAAGAAAUAAAUUUAUGUUGCUGCUUCUUGCUGCUUUUAAAACAAUUUUUUUUAUUCAUACAUUUGUCUUGUCUAUCAUCUCAUCGGAAUCUAAUCCUAUAAAUCUCUUUUCACUGCUUAUUAAGUUGGAUGAAUCAAAACUUUUAACAAAAAUAUUCUUUUUCGCAAUUUUCGAUAACUAUUGAAAAAUAAGUAAAAGAGUUUUUUUAUCCAAAAACAUACAAAAACAUGUGACG
Messenger RNA from Clunio marinus, 3912 nucleotides. The record is from the annotation of a GenBank genome assembly. Lineage: Eukaryota; Metazoa; Arthropoda; Insecta; Diptera; Chironomidae.